AUGAAGCAGGUUCACCCCGACACCGGCAUCUCCUCCAAGGCUAUGAGCAUCAUGAACUCAUUCGUCAACGAUAUUUUCGAGCGCAUCGCGGGGGAAGCUUCCUGCCUGGCCCAUUACAACAAGCGCAGCACCAUCAGCUCCCGGGAGAUCCAGACCGCCGUGCGGCUGCUGCUGCCAGGGGAGUUGGCCAAGCACGCCGUGUCGGAGGGUACAAAGGCGGUGACCAAGUACACCAGUUCCAAGUGAGACACCACAGUGUACUGAAAAAAACACAACCAAAACCCAACGGCUCUUUAAAGAGCCACCCACAACUUCCCUGAAACAGCUGAACUAUACAUUUGUAUAAAUCUUCUGUAAAUUAACAAGUUAUCCCUGACCCUGUGCGUGCUUGUUCUCGGAUGUGUUCAUACACACCUGUAAUCGCUGCCUGUGGACAGGGAUCAUGUUAAACACCAAUGAGCUAUUUUGAGCAAUUUCUGUGUGAUCUUGUUACCCUCUGUCACGCAAUCGAUUCAGAAGCUACAAGACCCGGUGCGGUAUGCAAAAGGGCAAGCAAGAAAAUAUACUUUUCCUCUGAGUUCCGUUUUUACCCUUUUGUUUUAUUUCCAGAUCUCCUCGCGGGUUUUGUCAGGUUGCUGAGGCUUUUUGCUGUAGGGAGAUACUUCCAAAAUGAGCCGAGAUAAAACCAGAACAGCUGCCGGACUGGCAUAGUAAAUGUGGAGCUUUUGCUGAACUUUGAUCGAGUGCAAUAAGGGAGGGCCGCUUUUAAAUAUUCUAGAAAAACGGUGUCCGCAAUUAAUGCGCUCACCUGGAAGAACGUUAUCGAAUGUUUUAUCAACUUAUCGGGUGUUUUUGAAAUUAGUUGCAGAGUGCAGAUUUUGGCGCUUUUUUGUUUCCGCUUGCAUUUAAUGUUCAGAAAAUCCGAUUCUAGGUCAGAAAUUGAGAUAUUCAAGGAGGUGAGGGAAAGGGAGAUGAAAUAAAGUGUACAUUCAGAAUCUAAGAGUAAA
This is a messenger RNA of Rhincodon typus (whale shark), 1007 nucleotides long. RefSeq names its product histone H2B 7-like. Bases 1 to 246 code for a protein of 81 amino acids. NCBI's taxonomy places the organism in Eukaryota, Metazoa, Chordata, Chondrichthyes, Orectolobiformes, Rhincodontidae. The record is from RefSeq and is a predicted model, not a curated record. Gene Ontology annotation, cellular component: nucleosome. The transcript has a single exon. Gene Ontology annotation, molecular function: protein heterodimerization activity; DNA binding; structural constituent of chromatin.